AUGUCCUAUCAUUUUGAUGAUUUCUACUUACAGAAACCGCGUCGUUCUGGCGUAGCUGUGGGUGUGUCGUUAUCAAUUUCAGCUAUAAGAUCUAAGAGUAACGCGAAAAGAAAAGAUAAAACAAAAGAUAAUCGUGAUGAUACAGAUGAUGCUGAAUUUGAAGAUGGUGAUGGUCAUUUAUCUUUUGAAAAGAGUGUUAUCGGUAAACUAAAUAGAACUGAAGUUGAUGGCCAACACGCACGGAAAAUGUUCGAACAAAUUUUAUCAUACCAUGAUCGUCAUGAAAGAACUCAAAAGAUUUUUGCCGAUAUUGAAGAAUCAACACCAUCGCCAUCUGAACGUCAAUCGAACAACAGUGAGGUGACAUUUCCUUCGGAACUGCCUUACUCGGUUGAUGAUGGAAAAAGUUUUUUCGAUGCAUUGCUUAUACCUGGUGACCGAACAAAAAAGAAUUUAUUUGCACUUAAAUUAGUCGAUAAAGUAUUUUCAAGAGAAGAAUUUCUUGAAAUUGAUCCAACAAAAAUAAAACAACAACUACUAGAACAUCCAAGCUAUGCAUUUAUAAAAGAUUUGUUUUACUAA
Rotaria sordida is the source of this 582-nucleotide messenger RNA. Lineage: Eukaryota; Metazoa; Rotifera; Eurotatoria; Philodinida; Philodinidae. The record is from the annotation of a GenBank genome assembly.